Messenger RNA from Racocetra persica, 365 nucleotides. Lineage: Eukaryota; Fungi; Glomeromycota; Glomeromycetes; Diversisporales; Gigasporaceae. The record is from the annotation of a GenBank genome assembly.
AUAAAACAUACGCAAUAUUAUCAACACCACUCGAAAAAUCUGAGAAUGAUGAUCGGGAAUACCGGUUAAUUGUAUUGCCUAACAAUUUAGAAGCUUUGCUAAUUUCUGACAGUGAAACUGAUAAAAGUAGUGCCGCAAUAGGUGUUCAUGUUGGCCAGAUUAAUGAUCCGUCGAAUCUUCAAGGUCUUGCCCAUUUUUGCGAACAUUUGUUGUUUAUGGGAACUGAAAAGUAUCCCAAAGAAAAUGAAUAUAGCGAGUAUCUAACAAAACAUAAUGGAUCAAGCAAUGCAUACACUAGCAUUGAUCAUACGAACUAUUAUUUCGAUGUUGGGCAUGAACAUUUGGAAGGGGCUUUAGAUUUGUAA